CAGGGAGGCGCUGGUGCAAAGACACGACCGACAGCGCCAUCGUUCUCCGACUAGCCACAGCAAACGUCUCGGUGACAGCAAUCCAAGUCCAAACACCGCCCAGUGUAUUGUAUGUACAAUAUUACAUUCAGCAAUAACGAGGUUGUUUCGCUUGCCACCAAUGCUCCAUACUACCCGGACAAAUCCCCGACCGUGAGCUGUCACUGCCCGAAACCACUCCGAAGCCGGUCCACCACGAGACGGACGGGACCUCCACAAACCUUAACCUAUUCCCAUUCCUCCUCGUUGAACACCCCAUGCAGCGCCCCGAAGAUGCCCACCUCAACUCCGAAGUCCAGCCUCUCCCCCUGGCAGCCUCGGCGUCCUCCCUAAACACCAACCUCCGCCUCCAAAAAGCCCGCCAUACCCUGCCCCCCGACGCCCACCCCCUAGCGCAGUCCGAAGCCUCGCUUCCGUCCACCACCCUCCCAUUCCGCGACCGCCGCUCCAACCCCCCUGGCGCCGCGGCCGCCUCCCUCUUCCGCUCAACCCUCAUAGGAGGAGCCACCCCGCCCGGCUCGCCGAGGUCCGCCUCCCCCGCCCGCUCGCCCGCCCGCACCUCGACCACACCAACCCCGCUCACUGGCUCCAUCUUCGGCGGCGCGGGGCCGUUCAGUAAACAGUCGCUGCUCGACACCGACGCCGUCGGCAACCCGGGCGAUCCGCUGAACCUUAUACUCAAGAGCUUCGUGCCGCACGUGGCGAUCCACGCGUCGGAGGACGCCGACGGGCUGGUGCGGGAAAAGGGCUUUGCGGGGGGCCUGUGGGAGCUGUUGCGUCCCUUUGGGGAGCGCGUGCAGGGCAAGGUCUCCAUUAGGGACAGCAACGGCGUGGCGAGGAGCUGGGAGGACUUUACGGUGCGGUUUACGAGGUUCGGGGCGGACGCGGCCGAGGAGCCGGAGCCCUUUAUUGGCGGUGGCGGGGGGACCGUGGCGGCGGCGGCGGCGAACGGGCAAUCGGUGAGGGUUGCCGGCGACAGCCUGAUCGCGCAGGUUGAGACGGUGGUGGAGAGACACCUGAGAUAUGCCGAGGAGGCCCACGUGGCGACGACGGCAAUGACGGCGCUGCCGUCACCGACGACUACGAUGUCCACGACACGAGAAAGGGGGCUGGACUCCAACGCUACAUCCCCGUACUAUGCGCUCUAUCUCCGACGGUUGCUGUCCGGGAUCCCGCUGGCGUGCCACGAAUCGUUUGCCCAUCCCGUGGCGUGUGUAAUGGCCAUUAGCUCGAGGAACCAGGCGCCUAUCGAGGCGCUUCACAGGUUGUACAAGGAAACGACCCAGGGCGAGCGGAGGUUGCCGGUCUGGGUUGAUGGUGACUAUUUACGGUAUUAUGUUUUAAUCCACGACGAAGAGAAUGGCGACAUUACCAAGUCCAUGGCCUUGUUUGAUCAGAUGAAGCGGAAUUUUGGUUUACACUGCCACAUGCUGCGGCUUCGCAGCUCGCAGAGCGCCGAGACUGACGACGACAGCAUACCCCUUCCCCGGAGCGACUGGAUGACCCCGUCCGAAGAGCUGGCGGAUAUUGAGGAGAGUGAUACUCGGGAGGAUUUUGAAGACCCUACGAGAUACAUCUUUGAGUCGGACGCUACGGCAAUACGGACUUUUGUGCGGGAAAUGGUUACGCAAUCCGUGGUUCCCACCAUGGAACGGAGCGUUUCGGUGUGGAAUGACCAGGUGGCAUCACGGCGGCGGGGCAUCAGCGGGCGGUUCAUGAGCCUUUCGAAAAGAUGGGCCUUUGGCAGUUCAAGCCGCAGCUCAUCUGGGGGGCCCGCGAGCUCGUCGAGCAACUAUGACGUGCGAGGUUUCUAUCGGCCCGACAGCCCCGAAGCGAUCAUGCGAAGACUGGCGGAUUUUGCAUUUAUGCUGAGGGAUUGGAAGCUCGCCAUGUCAACUUAUGACCUCUUACGCACCGAUUUCCAGAACGAUAAAGCAUGGAAAUACCAUGCGGCGGCUAAUGAGAUGGCCGCCCUAGCGCUCCUCAUCAUGCCGCAAAACAUGUCUUCCAAGACACGCAUCGAGACCAUCAAUCAGAUGCUUGAGCAAGCCUUCUACUCAUACUACACUCGGUGCAACUCUCUGUACGGCGCCGUGCGGUGCAUCGUGCUGGCGCUGGAAUUGUUGCGCCUCAGGGGCGGCUCUGGGAUAGACGAGGCUGUGCGGUGGGGCAUCAGGCUGCUGGAGUCGAGCUUGAUGGGCACGGUUGGCGACGCCUUGCUCAAGGAACGUAUGGCGAUUUGCUACGCUUCCAAGCAAGGAGCCGGAUCACAGGCUUGGGGCAGCAGGAGGCGCAAAUCCGCGUUGUGGAGCGUGCUUAGCGCUGAGGCCUGGGUCACACAGGCAAAGUACGUCCAGGCGCAGAAGUGUCUGAACGAAGCACGGAAAAUGUACGCACUGCUUCCAGGCGAAUGUGGCGUGCAAAACUUUGCGGUGGCUAGCGACUUCUUGGCACACCUGAAUGACCAAGUCAAGGAAGGAUUGGGACUGGGCAUGGCAUGGAGAGACCACAUGGGGGAUGAGCACGCCGAGCCGGAGCUACUGGUUGAUGAAGAGAGUGAGACUCUAGACAACAGGAGGUCACGGAGAACUAGCAUUAUAAAUCCGGUGGGAGGUGGCUCUGCCGGCCUGGAAUCAGCACCGUUGAAUCCGCUGAAGCCAGUUGAAGAUGGGAGUGACACAUCUCGGAAGGACGGGUUUGGUUAAGGGAAUGGGGCGAAGCAUUCCCCUAUGGCCGAUAUUGCUUUGAUAGAAACCACAAGAUAGACAAGGCGGCAAGGCAGGGACACGCAUGGACGGGCGUUAGGAUUGGGCCAUCAACAAUCUAAUCAAAAGGUAUGAUUAAU
This is a messenger RNA of Canariomyces notabilis, 2884 nucleotides long. RefSeq lists its product as uncharacterized. Lineage: Eukaryota; Fungi; Ascomycota; Sordariomycetes; Sordariales; Chaetomiaceae. Gene Ontology annotation, cellular component: TRAPPIII protein complex. The record is from RefSeq and is a predicted model, not a curated record. The transcript has a single exon. Bases 297 to 2744 code for a protein of 815 amino acids.